Messenger RNA from Gossypium arboreum, 1473 nucleotides. RefSeq names its product triacylglycerol lipase OBL1. Gene Ontology annotation, molecular function: triacylglycerol lipase activity. The coding region runs from base 46 to 1362 and encodes 438 amino acids. The record is from RefSeq and is a predicted model, not a curated record. Lineage: Eukaryota; Viridiplantae; Streptophyta; Magnoliopsida; Malvales; Malvaceae. Gene Ontology annotation, biological process: lipid metabolic process. The transcript is spliced from 5 exons.
AGUCCUUGAGUUUUUCUUCUUCUUUCUUGUUAGUACAGCAUAAUAAUGGGUGAAAAUUACAAGGUUUACUCAUCUAGUUAUAUGAUAUUAAAACCUGAAGAAGCGAAAGUGGUGGACCUCAUUUCAGUCUUGGUUUCAAGUAACUUGGAGAAGAGGGAGUUUGUGGAGAGUUCAGGUAACAGAGAUGUAAGUUUCAGGCGGAGAUGGAUGAUAUUCAUCUCGGUUGUGUUGCAGAAGUUGCUCAUCUUCAUUUCCAGGCCAAUGGCAUGGAUGGGAGCAUUGAUCGAGAUGUGGCUCAACUUUCUCUCUAACAAUCCCACCCUUUUUGUUUUCAUCAUCAAUCUCCUUAAAGGGACUUUGAUACCGGAUAGAGAUUCAGCAGCAUUCAUCUCUUGCGUUGGACAUAUAGAUAAAAGAAAGGAGCUAGAUAGGAACAUCAAACCUAGAGACGAAUGCAAGUAUUAUUCCGCACUGUCUAUGAUGGCUUCCAAAGUAGCAUAUGAGAACAAAGCCUACAUUGAAACUAUUGUCAAGGAUCAUUGGAAGAUGGAGUACUUGGGAUUUUAUAAAUGCUGGAAUGAUUUCCAAGGAAAAGCCACAACUGAACUCUUUUUUCUUCGCGAUAAAAGCGAUGACCACGAUACUGUUGUUGUUACCUUUAGGGGAACAGAGCCAUUUGAUGCUGAUGCAUGGUGUACAGACAUCGAUCUCUCUUAUCACAAGGUUCCCAACAUUGGACAUGUCCAUCGCGGUUUCAUGAAAGCCCUAGGGAUGCAAAAGGAUGGUGACGGAUGGCCAGUUGAAUGCAAAAAGGACGAAACCAGGAAACAACCCUUGGCUUACUAUCACAUAAGAGACAAGUUAAAGGCACUAUUGAGCGAAAGUGAGAAAACAAAAUAUAUAAUGACAGGCCACAGUUUGGGUGGGGCGUUAGCAAUUCUAUUUCCUGCAAUUUUGUUAUACCAUGAUGAGAAAUUGUUGUUGAAGAGAUUGGAAGGGGUUUACACGUAUGGUCAACCCAGGGUUGGAGAUGAGGAAUUUUGCAAGUUCAUGGAGAACAAGCUGGAAGAGCACAAAAUUCCAUAUUUCAGGUUUGUUUACUGUAACGAUAUGGUCCCAAGGCUGCCUUACGAUGACAAAGAGCAUUGGUACAAGCACUUUGGCACCUGUCUCUAUUAUAACAGACACUAUGAUGGAAAGUUUGUUCAUGUAUUACCAAACAAGAACUAUUUCUCGGUACUACACGCAGUGCCGAUGAGGAUAAACUCUGUCUUUGAGUUGAUAAGAAGCUUCACAAUACAUUAUUCAAAGGGACCAGGUUACAAAGAAGGGUGGUUCUUAAGGGUUUCUAGAAUGAUUUGAUUGGUGAUCCCAGGAGUUUCAGCUCAUUCACCUCAAGAUUAUGUUAACUCUACUCGUCUUGGGUCAUCCGAAAUUUUUCUUCCACCUGAAGACAUGUAGACUUAUAAAUUU